CAGAAGGGGUUGACGAGGAGCGUACGGAGGAACGGCAAAGAACGACGCGCGGCGACGGCCGCAGGAUUCGCAGUGAAGCCAGCAAAAUGGGGGGGCCCUUUCGUGUCGCGUGAGUCGCCGCCACACGCUGGAGGAAAAAGUUUUGCGGCCGGAGAUGAGCGGAGAAGGUUCCUUGAGAAGGCGGCUCUCCUCCCUCAGAGGGGCAUGGCGAUGGAGCACGGGCUACGUAUUCCGGAAGGGCUCGACGAAAUCCUCCAAAAGCACGGAGUCACGCCGCAGGGCUUCCAGGAGCGUGAGUCUGCUGCAGUCCCUGGAGGAGAGCUACGAGUUGGACCUGCUCUACAUCACAGAGAGGAUCAUCGCCGUCUCGUUCCCCAGCGGCGCCGAGGAGCCCAGCUACGCCGCCAACCUGCGCGAGGUCGCCUCCAUGCUGCGCUCCAAACAUGGCCACAACUACCUGCUCUUCAACCUCAGCGAGAAACGCUACGACAUCAGCGAGCUUCACUCCAAGGUGUUGGACUUUGGCUGGCCCGACCAUCACGCGCCAGCCCUGGAAAAGAUCUGCAGCAUCUGCAAGGCCAUGGACACGUGGCUGAGCGCAGACAGCCGCAACGUGGUGGUCAUACACAACAAGGGCAACAGAGGCAGAACGGGAGUCGUGGUGGCGGCCUUUAUGCACUACAGCAACAUCUCCGCCAGCGCUGACCAGGCUCUGGACAGAUUUGCCAUGAAGCGCUUCUAUGAAGACAAAGUGGUUCCUGUGGGUCAGCCCUCUCAGAGAAGGUAUGUGGAGUACUUCAGCGGUUUGCUCAGCGGACACAUCAAGAUCAACAACAAACCGCUGUUUCUUCACCAUGUCAUCAUGCACGGCAUUCCCGACUUUGAGUCCAAAGGAGGAUGCCGUCCUUUCCUGAAAAUAUACCAGGCAAUGCAGCCCGUCUACACAUCUGGGAUCUACAAUGUUCAAGGGGACAGUCAGACGAGCAUCUGCAUCACCAUUGAACCGGGCCUACUUCUCAAAGGAGACAUUCUGCUCAAGUGCUACCACAAGCGUUAUCGCGGCCCGUGCCGGGACGUGAUUUUCCGGGUGCAGUUCCACACCUGCGCAGUUCACGACUUGGGAAUCGUCUUUGGCAAAGACGAGCUCGAUGAGACGUUCAAAGAUGAGAGGUUCCCGGAAUAUGGCAAAGUGGAGUUUAUAUUUUCUUUUGGCCCAGAAAAAAUGUAUGGUCAAGGUAUGGAUCACCUGGAGAACGGGCCGAGCGUCUCUGUGGACUACAACACGCAAGAUCCGCUGAUUCGCUGGGACUCCUACGAGAACUUCAAUCACAACAAUGAGGACACUACAGAAGAAGUCAUCCACACUCAAGGACCCUUGGAUGGGAGUCUCUAUGCCAAAGUGCGUAAAAAAGACUCUGUUGACGGGACCGUCACGGUCAACGGGCUCCCACCCGCUGCUGCCGAACACACCCUGCCCGCCGUCGACCACGCCUUGUCAGUGAGCAGCGACUCGGGAAACUCGACGGCCUCAAUUAAAACGGACAGGACGGACGAAGCGGCAGCCGUCCAUCCGGCCGUGAACCUGCCGAGUGUUCCCACCGUUGAGGAGGUACCUCAAGUCCAUCACCACGACCAGCAAGCCAUCAGCCCCCGGGAGAAGCAGGAGCUGGAACAGCUCCUGGGUGGGCUGGAGGGGCCCAUGCAUCGUCAGACCUACCGCGCCUCGCCGACGUCCGCCGUCGGCGGGAUAUUCCAGCGCGUGCCGGCUCAGGUGCACGUGAACGGUCACGGCGCCGUGGAUCGGGAAACGGAUAUUUUAGAUGAUGAACUACCGAGCAGUCAAAAGGCAAACAGCGUGGACAGUCUGGGGACGUUCUCCUCCACCGAUGGCCGAGCCACGCCGGCGGAUCUCUACUUCCAGGCGGAGUCGGUCAUUAACGGCCAGGACCACGUGGCGUACCUGGAGCGCAGUGUUGCAGAAAGCCCGGUAGAAACGGCGCAGUCGCAAAUUUGCUUCACAGACCAACCCGUUACGCUGACUCGAAAUGAUUCUUUGCCAGCCUCCAAUUAUAUGACAACUCCGAAUCUGUCCCGUUCACUGUCACUCGGUUCGGAUUCGCGGUCAAUGCCCCCAGCUCCCACCCGGACCACCAGUAGCAGGGAUGCCGUCCAACGCGGUCUCAAUAUUUGGCAACGGUUCGGCGUGCCUGAGGAGCCUGUGACCGAAGGGCUCACUUUCGGGACGCCGCCUUCUGCGGUUCACCAGAGCCUUCCGCAGUUCCCUCACGGCCACAGCGCUUCACAGGAAGAGAUUGAGCAAUCCAUAGAGACGCUCAAUCUUCUCAUGCUGGACUUGGAGCCCAGCCGUUCUUUCAUCCCCAAGUCGCAAAGUGCUCCUCUGAGGGACACCGGUGUCGUCACAACGCAGCCCUCCUUCUCUCUGAGCCAGAGCCGAGCCAUCUAUGAGGUGGAUACUCCUCCGAUGUCCAGCCAGCAGUCCCCCGUGAAACCCAGCACGCCGGAGCCCGCCCCUGUGUUUGGAUCGCAGGCCACUGGAACCGGUCCGUCUUCAUCGGCUUCUGCAACUGGUCAGCUCCGGCCCCAGGCAGUCGACACCUUCCGGCCGAGCGCUUUGUCUCAGUCCACUGAGGUCCUACAACACCAAAGACGCGCCGAUGCUGGAGCAACUUUACCCGCUUCAGGGGACGCCGACCCCGAUGACGUCUUCAACGUUGAAGGGCUGGUGGCUCAACGAGUUGCAGAGUACUCGGCGCGCGCCCAACGGGUCACCUGUGGAAUUUCCUCCACUUGCUCUCACUCGAUUUUGGGUGUCCACUCCCGUGCGACGUCUCCGGACGAGCCCACAGUUGUUCCUCCCCAUCGCAUCGCGAGCGAGGGCCCAGAAGACGCCACCUCCUCCGACGUCCCAGUCCGUUCUCCUGUUCGUUGCGUUUCUCCCGAGUUCGUCAACGCCAUCGCCAUGAACCCCGGCGGACGGCCGAAGGAGAGACACAUGCACAGCUACCGAGAAGCCUUCGAGGAGAUGGAGGGUGGGCCCAGUAGCCCGACCCCCACAGUUGGUGGUGAGGCGCUUCCCGCGAGCCCUGCCUUCCCCACCUCGGCGCAAACCCCUUACUUCAACCUGUGUAAGUCUGCCCUCUGGCUGCCGCCGUGGAGCUCGGGCACCGCUCGUCUUAUUUCGGUCGGCGUGUCAAGUAACAGCAGUACAAUACGUCACUCAAAAAACGCUUUUCCUUGGAAUGUUGCUAUUUUUGGGUUUGUUUGUUUUUUUGUGGCUUACUUUGAUCAAUCCGCAGCAUAAGCCGAUGACCUGUUC
Messenger RNA from Hippocampus comes (tiger tail seahorse), 3337 nucleotides. RefSeq names its product tensin-1-like. Bases 155 to 3322 code for a protein of 1055 amino acids. Gene Ontology annotation, cellular component: focal adhesion. Lineage: Eukaryota; Metazoa; Chordata; Actinopteri; Syngnathiformes; Syngnathidae. Gene Ontology annotation, biological process: fibroblast migration. The record is from RefSeq and is a predicted model, not a curated record. The transcript is spliced from 17 exons.